Molecule: messenger RNA, 1557 nt
Organism: Lates calcarifer (barramundi perch)
Lineage: Eukaryota; Metazoa; Chordata; Actinopteri; Centropomidae
Gene: etfb
Product: electron transfer flavoprotein subunit beta
Exons: 7
Coding region: 110-874 (254 amino acids)
Cellular component (GO): cytosol
Molecular function (GO): electron transfer activity
Source: RefSeq, a predicted model, not a curated record
UGGAAUCACCCUAAAAUAAUUCCGACCUCUCCUCCUUGGGUGAAGGUUCAUUGCGGUGACAGUGUUACGUUAGCUUUCCUUUGCAGCAUACUUCAACGUUUCAUCCACAAUGUCUGGCCGUGUUCUCGUUGGAGUUAAGCGUGUCAUUGACUACGCAGUUAAGAUUCGUGUGAAGCCAGACAACACUGGUGUGGUGACGGAUGGUGUUAAGCACUCAAUGAACCCCUUCUGUGAGAUCGCUGUAGAGGAGGCGGUCAAGCUGAAGGAGAAGAAGCUUAUUAAGGAGGUUGUGGCUGUCAGCUGCGGGCCACAGCAAGCACAGGAGACCAUCCGCACUGCUCUUGCCAUGGGGGCAGACCGUGGCAUUCAUGUGGAAGUGGCUGGGAAAGACUAUGAAACCUUGGGACCCCUGCAGGUCUCCAAGAUCCUGGCUGCUCUGGCCAAGAAGGAGGACGCACAACUUAUCAUCCUUGGCAAACAGGCCAUCGAUGAUGACUGCAAUCAGACUGGCCAGAUGACAGCAGCCUUACUGGACUGGCCUCAGGGCACUUUUGCAUCAGAGGUGUCAUUGGAAGGCGACAAGGUCAAAGUCGUGAGAGAAAUUGACGGUGGCCUGGAGACUAUUAAGAUCAACACACCAGCGGUGGUGACCGCAGACCUUCGACUCAACACCCCCAGAUAUGCCACUCUGCCUAACAUCAUGAAAGCCAAGAAGAAGAAGAUAGCUAACGUGAAGCCUGCAGACUUGGGCGUGGACCUCACAUCACGGUUGGAGGUGUUGAGAGUGGACGAGCCCCCACAGAGGCAGGCCGGGAUGAAGGUGGAGACAGUGGACGACCUGGUGGGCAAACUGAAGGAGACAGGGAGGAUAUAGAGGCAUUAGGAGUGUAAGCAGGGGAGCACAGAACCGAGCAGAAGGGACUCUUAAAUGAACAACUGGACCACAUUACAUAAGCGCACCCAGAGGACUAGCUCAUGUAUCGGCCUAAUCCCUCUGUUUAAGACUGUGACUCCUGAGGAUAUGCAGGGAGGUACUGACAGGAGAGGAGGAAUACUGAGAAACACUGUCCUGCAGCAGACCUAGACAACUCCAAAAGGAUCAUGUCUUUUAUGUGCAUCCUAUCAUAGGCUACUGAUACAACAUUAGACACGUAGCUAUUAUGCAAUAUUUUAAACCCAGAAACCUCCUUUCACCCAUGCUGCUGUUUGUAUUGCACUGUACACUAAUACCACCAGUACGAUGCAUUUCACCAACCAAACACUUGACUCAGCUGUUUAAUCUUGUAUAUCUGUUGUCUCACAUGUAAGGAGGUGCAGUUUUUUGUAAAUGAUAUAUGUAAAUAUGGACCCAAACAUGUUGAGAUGAUUCUGUCCUCCAAGGUUAGCAUCUCGUCUGCUGGUAAUGUGUGUAGUACAGUCCUCUGCCCAGACGGUGUCUCUCAGUGUGAAGGGAAGGUGACCAUAUAAAUCUGAAUUUUACCAUAAGCGCCUCAGAUCUCUGUUAAUUGUACAGAACAUUAUCUUGACAAUAAAAUAGCCAGUCUUUUUCAUAUCCAA